Messenger RNA from Sitodiplosis mosellana (orange wheat blossom midge), 2417 nucleotides. RefSeq names its product ubiquitin carboxyl-terminal hydrolase puf-like. The coding region runs from base 19 to 1896 and encodes 625 amino acids. The transcript has 4 exons. The record is from RefSeq and is a predicted model, not a curated record. Lineage: Eukaryota; Metazoa; Arthropoda; Insecta; Diptera; Cecidomyiidae.
GACGAGCUAUUCUCAUUGAUGAAUCUAUUUGCCGCUCGACAUGCAGACGAUACAGAAGCUGAACAACGCGAAAUCGCGACAUUCCGCCGCACCACAUUGUCUGCCUAUUUAACUGGCAUCGAUGCUCGCGUUUCGUGGGGCACACUGAUAGCAGCGCUACGAAUUUUGGUUGAUAAUGACGACGAUCGAUUGUUUGUUGUGUACAAUGGUGGAAUAGCGAUGUGCUUCGAAGCAUUGAUAACUCUACAUUCCAUGUAUCAUGAGGCAACGGCGUGUCAUGUGUCGGGCGAUUUACAAGAGUUGUUAACGGAAUUGGCAUUGCUUGUGAAAGCAUUGCGAAUAAAUGCACGCGAACAAAAGAAACGGCCACCAGCCAGUGCACUGAAACAUCUGCCGGACGCUGUGCGACGACUGGCCACUCUACUUAAUACGCACAAUCCACCGCAGAUGCGUAGUUUGGCUCUUGAUGUUCUCACAGAAUUGGUACGAAAUCCAAAUCUCGAAGUCAUUGGCAUUUUGUGUCCACUGCUGCUGUCAUGUCACAUGCAAGCUCAAGAUUCACCGAAUAUUAUCGGCCCGAUUGGACCAUAUUUUCCACGGCGUAGCAGUGCCAAAGCACAAUACAAUAAUAUCGUAAAGAAUCAUCCGCGACCACCACGUUCAAUGAGCUCCAUGGUUCAAAUGAGCGUUCCACAAUCACAAAUCAUUCAACGUGGCGUUGACAAGGAGUUUGAUGCCGGUUUGGACGUAUUCUAUCGCCCGUACCACGAUUUCUUGGACGUUAUGAUGCGAAUGGCUGUCAAUAUGAACACACUCAACGAAUCGCUUGUUAAUCUUCACUGUUUGGCUGGUAUUGAAGGUGCUGCAAUGCAUUUCAAUCUAUUCCCCAGAUUUUGGGUCGGCAUUCACAACAACAAAACCACGCACAAAUGGAUCGAAUUGCUGCUAUCAAACUCAAAUCUUAUCGAUUACAUUUAUGCAAUUCUCCGUGAAAAGCGAGUUUCGCUCAAUGAUCCAAUCAUAUUGACAUUCAUUGAAUUAUACUUUCCAAAGGUCUCGCUUUUACAUAUCGAUCGUAUGAUUGAAUCCAUAUGCCAAACGUUACUUACGAAAGAAAACUAUGAGGAAAUCUGCGGCGAUUUGCUGGCAUUGUGCGCGAUAACUCAAAGAGGUGUUCGAAUACCCACAUUUACAUUGCGUGAAAUGAAACGUUGCUUGCAGACUUUUUAUUCACGGUUCAAAGACAAACAUUCACCUCUGGAAGAUGAAGAUUCAACUCCACCACCAAUGAAAAAGCAGCGUAAAUCGUCGUCGUCGGACAGUGAUUUUUACGAAACUCAGUCGACAAACAAGACAAACGAGAGCAACAAAAAGGAUGAACAAAGCGCAUCAACGUCGCUAACAACAUCGACACCGAAAUCCGAUGAAAAAGACACAUCAUUGAAAUCCGAAUGCACUGACAUUGACGAUCAGCCGCAGGACGAUGAAAUGAAUGGUAAAAAGAGUGUGAUUGAACCGCGACCACCGAAACCAAAUCUAUCCACAUCACCCACCAGCUUAUCGAAUUCAUCGUCGGUAUCGACGGGAUCAUCGCCCGAAUCACAUUCAUUGCCAAUAAACACAUCCACCGAAAAUGAUCAGAGCCUAGAGAAGGACAUCGAACGCAAAUUGCUAAGAAAAAUCGAGUAUCACUUAAUGGAUAUUUUCCAGCAUUUGGAAGAAAAUGAAACGGCUGAAUCGGAAUCUGGUUCAAGUCGCUACACUCAACCGAAAAAUAAUUGUACCAGCGACACAAGUAACACCAGCGAUAACAUUACACCAACUAGUCACAAAAUAUCGUCAACAACCUCUGUUGCUGAUGACGAAAUCGUCAAUGAACCAGGCCCAUCACAAUAGCACCGUCUUCAACGGCAACAACAUCAUAACAAAUCCGAAUCUGAAUUCGAUUUCCCGUGUAAUCCAUUAGAAUGGUUAAGCACAUACAUACACAACAGAAACAAUAUAGAGAACAGCAUUUUUUUCCCGCUUUGAAUUCAUCAGACACAUGAAUUCACUCAAAAAAAAAAAAAAAAACCGACUAAGACAUGAAAAUCAUAAGUAAACUGAGAGAGUAAUAUAAUUAAAUAUAGAAAAUGAAAUGUGACAAACGAAGGAAAAAAACAGACGGACAGACAGACAUACAGAAAAUAAGCGGUAAAAGGAAUUGUCAUUGAAAAAACAAACCAACAACAUAAACAUAAGAAUAAAAAAAAACUUUGUUCAUUGUUUCUCUUUUAAAACACAAAAUGUUGAUUAUUGUCAAAAAAAAAAGUAUAUCUAUCGAUAUUAUUUAUUUUUCUUUGAAAAUGCAAAUUAUAUUUUCUUUUGAUUGAUUAAUGCGAAAAUAAAAUUAUAAACUUGAAUAAGGAUCUAAUAAA